AUGAGCGCAGAUGAUGAUGCAAAAUGGCUGGAGUGGGUGACCAAGCAGUUUGAGAGCAUUGCUGGAGAAAACAAAGAAAUUGAUCUAGAAGAAUUCAAGAUCGCUCUGAAAGUUAAAGAGUCUUUCUUUGCAGAGCGCUUUUUUGAUUUAUUUGAUUCAGACGGCAGUGGCUCCAUCAGCCUGGAUGAGUUACUGAAGGCUUUUAACCUCCUAAUACAUGGAAGUGAUACAGACAAACUGCGAUUUCUGUUCCAAGUAUAUGACGUUGAUGGUAGUGGUUGCAUUGACCCCGAUGAGCUGCGCACAGUACUGAGAUCAUGCCUACUGGAAAAUGCCAUCUCACUGCCGGAGGAGAAGCUAGAUGACUUAACUCUUGUACUUUUCCAGUCUGCUGACAAGGACAACAGUGGAUCCAUCACUUUUCAGGAGCUAAAGGAAGAACUGGAGCGUUUCCCAGAAGUCAUGGAAAAUCUUACAAUCAGUGCUGCGAACUGGCUGAAGCCUCCAACCCUAAAAAAGAAGAAUCACACACCACGUUAUCUGACCCGAGCUUACUGGCACAACAAUCGCAGCAAGGUCCUCUUCAUGUGCUCCUACUGCUGUGUUAACAUCCUGCUCUUCACCUUGGCAGCUAUCAAUCAUUCCAGUCUUGGUGGCUGGAUCAUGGUGGCCAAGGGCUGUGGUCAGUGCCUAAACUUUAACUGCACGUUUAUUGUGGUUUUGAUGCUCCGUCGGUGUCUGACAUGGCUACGUGCCACCUUCAUUGUGAAUUUCCUUCCAUUGGACCAGAACGUUAUCCUGCAUGAACUGGUGGGAUAUACAAUACUAAUUCUUACUGUGGUUCACACUGCCGCCCAUGUUAUAAAUUUCAUAAACAAGGCCAUAAACCCAGGAUCCUAUACAUUUUUGGAAUAUCUCCUUACACUGCGGCCUGGUAUUGGCUGGGUCUAUGGCAGUGCCUCCAUCACUGGAAUCUUACUGCAGCUUCUCAUCUGCCUCAUGCUGGUGUGCUCCAGCACCUUUGUUAGGAAAGGAGGACACUUUGAAGUAUUUUACUGGACACAUCUGUCUUACAUCUGGAUUUGGAUUCUGUUGUUCCUCCAUACUCCCAAAUUCUGGAAAUGGUUUCUAGUCCCUGGACUCCUAUUUGUGAUGGAGAAAGUAUUUGGAAUGGCUGCAUCACGUAUGGGAGGCCUGUACAUCUUAGAAGUGAAUUUGCUAUCCUCAAAGGUGACGCAUCUUGUUGUUAAGAGGCCACCAUCCUUUCAGUACAAGCCUGGCGACUAUGUAUACCUGAAUAUACCAGUUAUUGCCAAGUAUGAAUGGCACCCAUUCACCAUUAGCAGCGCCCCCGAGCAGGAAGAUACUCUAUGGCUACAUAUCCGUUCACUGGGACAAUGGACAAACAGUUUGUAUGAGUACUUCUGUUCCCCAGAGACUGCAAAGAGAUGUAAUGAUAAAAGAUUGACCAGAAAUAUGAAGAAGAGAAAACAUCAAAGCCAGGAACAAUUGGCAAUUGCCAAUAACAUAGAUGACCAGAUUGAACUGACGUCAUACAAACCACGUAGAAGCCAACCAGGAGAUGAAAUCUGCAUUAGCUUGGAGAAACGAGGAAGCAUCCAGGGUCGAAAAACUGGAGAAAAUCAUCAGAUAUGUAAUAUUAAGUGUUACAUUGAUGGUCCAUUUGGAACUCCAAGCCGAAGGAUCUUCACCUCAGACCAUGCAGUGUUGAUUGGAGCGGGGAUAGGCAUAACUCCAUUUGCUUCAAUUCUACAAAGCAUCAUGUACAGAUACCGAAUGAGAAAACAGAAUUGCCCCAACUGCAAGUACUCAUGGUGUGAAACAUUGAAAGACAAUGAAAUGAAGCUCAGAAAGGUGGAUUUCAUCUGGAUUAACAGAGACCAGAAAUUUUUUGAAUGGUUUGUCAGCCUGCUAACUAAGCUUGAGCUGGACCAAGCAGAUGAGGAGCCUGAGGGCAGAUUUCUAGAGAUGCAUAUGUACAUGACGUCAGCUCUCGGCAAGAAUGACAUGAAAGCCAUUGGACUCCAGAUGGCACUGGACCUUCUCGCCAAAAAAGAAGAAAGAGACUCUAUCACAGGGCUAAAGACCCGAACCCAGCCAGGGCGUCCAGACUGGAAUAAGGUUUUCCAGAAAAUAGAACAGGAGAAUAAGGGGAAAGUGCAGGUCUUCUUCUGUGGAUCUCCGGCCCUGGCUAAAGUCAUCAAAGCGCAUUGUGAGCAGUUCAGCUUUAAAUUUUUCAAAGAGAAUUUUUAGAACUUGGC
Messenger RNA from Bufo bufo (common toad), 2282 nucleotides. RefSeq names its product NADPH oxidase 5 (gene NOX5). Gene Ontology annotation, cellular component: NADPH oxidase complex; plasma membrane. Gene Ontology annotation, biological process: superoxide anion generation; defense response. Gene Ontology annotation, molecular function: calcium ion binding; superoxide-generating NAD(P)H oxidase activity. The transcript has 16 exons. Lineage: Eukaryota; Metazoa; Chordata; Amphibia; Anura; Bufonidae. The record is from RefSeq and is a predicted model, not a curated record. The coding region runs from base 1 to 2274 and encodes 757 amino acids.